UGCAACAACAGAAAGUAUACUUAUUUGCAGAGUCCUAAUUCAAAAUGCUGAAGAGAAAACCAUCCAAUGUUUCAGAGAAGGAAAAACAGCAAAAACCAAAGCGCAGCAGCAGUUUUGGGAAUUUUGAUCGCUUUCGGAAUAAUGCCAUGUCAAAACCAGAUGAUUCACCCGAGGCACAUGAAGGGGAUCCCAUAAAUGAAAGUGGAGAACAAGAUAAAGCUUCAAAUAAUGCACGUUUAGGUAAAAAAAUGAGAGCCAUCUCCUGGACAAUGAAGAAAAAAGUUGGUAAAAAGUACAUCAAAGCCCUUUCUGAAGAAAAGGAUGAGGAAGAUGGAGAGAAUGCCCUCCCCUCUAGGAACAGUGACCCCAUGGUUGGAACCCACACAGAGAAGAUGUCCCUCAAAGCCAGUGACUCCAUGGAUAGUCUCUACAGUGGGCAGAGCUCAUCAAGUGGAAUAACAAGCUGUUCAGAUGGAACAAGUAACAGGGACAGCUUUCGACUGGAUGAAGAUAGCCCCUAUUCUGGACCAUUUUGUGGCCGGGCCAGAGUGCAUACUGAUUUCACCCCGAGUCCCUAUGACACUGACUCCCUCAAAAUCAAGAAGGGAGACAUCAUAGACAUUAUAUGCAAAACACCAAUGGGCAUGUGGACCGGAAUGUUGAACAAUAAGGUGGGAAACUUCAAAUUUAUAUAUGUGGAUGUCAUCUCGGAAGAGGAAGUGGCCCCCAAGAAAAUAAAGACACCACGAAUGAGUGAAAAGGAAAAACCCAAGACUCUGCAAGAGUUCCUAGAGAGGAUUCACCUUCAGGAAUACACCUCAACACUUUUGCUCAAUGGUUAUGAGAGCCUAGAAGAUUUAAAAGAUAUAAAAGAGAGUCAUCUCAUUGAAUUAAACAUUACAAACCCAGAAGACAGGAUGAGGUUACUAUCAGCUGUUGAAAAUCUCCUUGAUGAAGAAACUAUUCAAGAGCAAGAAAAUGAAUCUGUGUCCCUAUCCUUAAGUCCAGACAUCUCCUUAAAUAAGUCCCAGUUAGAUGACUGUCCAAGAGACUCUGGUUGCUAUAUCUCAUCAGAAAAUUCAGAUAAUGGCAAAGAAGAUCUGGAGUCAGAAAAUCUGUCAGACAUGGUACAGAAGAUUACUAUCACAGAGACAAGUGACUGAAUACCCAUGCUCAACUCUGCAUCCAGAUACAUCCUAUUCUAACUCAUCUUGAACUUAAAGUGAAAAAGAGAAGAAGAAAAGUAUCUUUAUAAACAAUCUAAAGUUAAAAUGUUUUCAUCUAAAUAAUUGUAC
Messenger RNA from Condylura cristata (star-nosed mole), 1295 nucleotides. RefSeq names its product SAM domain, SH3 domain and nuclear localization signals 1 (gene SAMSN1). Gene Ontology annotation, molecular function: protein binding. The record is from RefSeq and is a predicted model, not a curated record. The transcript is spliced from 8 exons. Bases 45 to 1163 code for a protein of 372 amino acids. Lineage: Eukaryota; Metazoa; Chordata; Mammalia; Eulipotyphla; Talpidae.